Messenger RNA from Marchantia polymorpha subsp. ruderalis, 2185 nucleotides. The record is from the annotation of a GenBank genome assembly. Lineage: Eukaryota; Viridiplantae; Streptophyta; Marchantiopsida; Marchantiales; Marchantiaceae.
AAUUCUCUAAUACUCGGAGUUCCAGAUAGAUACGGAGGAUAAGCGUCGAGGAUCUUGUAAAAUCCAGUGGACAUUGGCUUGGAGCUGGCAAGAAGGACGACUUCUUCUUACGCCUACUUGGCACCGAAGUGGGUGACUGCAGCCUUAUCGAGCCGACGCGAGAUUCUGGAUUGUGGAGGAUUCGCGAGUCGGCACACCGCGGUUUAGCUGUUGCCGAGCUAAUGGCGAUUUUGCAGCACCUGGCGAAAGCCGUUGCCCCCGUGACGAGGUCGAGGUCGUCCGGAUGUUUUCCUCCAUCGGACGAAUGCGCGAGGACUGUAAUCGUCAAGAGCUUCUCCUGGCGGCGAAAGCUUUCGAGUUCCGUUUUUAACGGCCAUGCCGCGGGAUGGGAGAACACAAGUGCUCGAACACGUUGUUCAUCUGGGCCUGCGGAGGACACUGAGGAGUCGGAGUUUCUCGACGACCUCCGAGUACCACAAGCUUGGGUAGUUCCCGAAGUCGCCGCUCAGGAAGCAGAGUGGCUUAGAGGUGCACUACACCAAUGGCUCGACGACGAGUAUUGUCCGGAGCCUGCAAAUGAAGAAAUUAGCAAGCGUUGUUCGAAAGUGUUUUACUAUUGUCUGCUAGAACAGCAACUGGAUGUAGGAGAUAUUCUAAUGCAAAUGGUGCGAGGUCUAGAGACCUUUUCUUUCAAAGAGAGCUUUCACGGGGCUUUCUCCUCUGCUAAUGCGGCCGUUGAUCUCAUAACGAAGCGUAUGCGAUCCUUGGAGAACAAGACCUACUAGCACGAAGUUUGACCAUUAUCCAGGAAUGUACAGGUCGACGAUCCAUCCGCAGGUAGAGGUCGAUUUUUUGCCGCUGAGAGAAAGAGUAUAUUCCUAGAAGUUAUCAGUGAUACGAAUUUCCAAUAUAUCUUAUUACUGUACAUACUGUACACACAAAAAGUACCUCCCAGCAGUUUUCUCCAGUUCGACUUUAUUGCUGUUUGCUUACUCUUUCUUCUGGCUUGGUAAAUUGUUCGAGUCAUGCUUCUGAAGUUGCUCAUGGCACCAUCCUCUUUUGUGAAGCAUUUCUUACGUGGCUGAGUUUUAUCAGUGGAAGAUAGCAGAUAGCUGGGGCGUUCAAAACGCAAGGUGAGCUUCUUACUGCACAUCGUGAGGAUCUGUAGUGUAAACUCCAGUUACAAGUUCUUUGGUAGAUCUCCUUUAACAUGUCUAUUUUGCAACGGAGCUGGUACCCUGCUCUUUAAAUCAUUUGAAGUCCGAAUUCUAGCUCAUUGUGCUGAGAUAUCAACUUAUGUAGCUACAGUUUGUAUGUCAAGAGCUUUGGAACGAAAGAGUUUCGGAGAAUGAUAUUGGCUUAAAUUUUGGAAUAUCUAAUUGAUAAUUGAAAAAGCUAUCACAACAUUUUUAUCUGUGUCUAUGGCUCAGGAGUUAGGAGUCGUAUGGCUCCGUCGGUGCAGUCCCAAGUGGAGUGCAGAGAAAGCAAGUUAUUAUGUUUUUUAUAUUCUGGUAGUUGAUGGGUGCUCGGUCAUCCACUCCAAUGACCUUGCAAGUCUACUUCAGUUUUUUCCGUCAAGCAAGCUUAUGUUACUCCAAGCUUAGCAAUUGUUCUGAGUGAUCUCUUUGCUCAGCAAGUUGCGUCUUAAUUCUUGUUUGUCGCUCACGUUUGCAAACACCAGUUGGGAAGUGUCUUUUAAACUCAGUCCAGAAAGCAUGUUGUAGCAGUUGUGAGAGAAAAGUAGACGCAUGGGACAGAAACUGAUGGUGGGAAAACAUCAUGAAUAUAAAUACGGAAGAAAGGGCAAAAAAAUUUUAGAGCAAUCCAGGACAAAGACAAGAGUAUAGGGAGAGUCCUAGACCAUCUUGUGGAUGCCAACUUUGUGACUGUUGCUGUGACUUCUUCCCACAAUGUGAGUACGAGUAUCAAUGUGUAGUUUGAAGGUAAGACGCGUAUCGUUAUCUUCUGCAUAGUGCCGAAGCUUACCGCUUUGUCAAUUAUAGGUGCUCGCCGUUGCAAAGAUGGCAAUUAAGUCGUGAAUAGCGUUGUUAUCGUUGUUUGAUAGAGCGAGUUUCUCCAUAUCUGGUCGAACCACUACAAAAUACUGUUGACAUGUAAUUACGCUUGUAUCUAAACUUCCUUGUACUCCAAUUAUUCAAAUAGAGGACUACAGCAUUACAAACUC